AUGCGGAGUCGUCUAGAGCCUCGCAGGAGACCUCAGGGUAAGCGACCCCAGGUAAGUUGAAUACCACUUUGUUGUUUUUGACUGUCCGCCGUUUCAUUUCAUCAAUCAACUUGCCCAGCGAUUAGACGUACUACCAGCAGCAGCAGCAGCUGAAAGGGCCUCCGUGGAGACUCGAUGGUUCCAACUACGGGACGCCGUCCAUUCGACUGCCCUGGCUGUCCUUGGCCGUGCAGCAACAGGACUGGUUCGAUGACAACAACGCCGUCAUCAGCACCCUGCUCGUCGAUAAGAGCCGCCUGCACAGAGCCUACUUUGAUCAAAGCGGCCUGCUACCACCGUCGCCGCUUUGCGUGACAACGACUGCGUGA
Messenger RNA from Spirometra erinaceieuropaei, 368 nucleotides. The record is from the annotation of a GenBank genome assembly. Lineage: Eukaryota; Metazoa; Platyhelminthes; Cestoda; Diphyllobothriidea; Diphyllobothriidae.